UUAUCCUUUAAAAGGAAAGAGGUGACUUAAGGACCCAUCACCAGAACAUUACAGCUCUGCUUAGAUCUCUCUAUCUGUAACCACAACUUACUACUGACACUUUCUUCUUAAAAACCUCUCCCUUCUUGUCGAUUUCUCCGACCCAUUAGAUAUUCCCUCAAAAACACUCUUAAAAAGACAAUCUUUUUAGUUUUUUAUUUUAGUUUUGUCUGUCUGAAUCCUCUGUUCUGCGUGACCCAACAACACUGGUGAAGUUAGUGGCUUUCUUGGUCUGCUUAGAGAUCUGUGAUCAAUGGUGAGCUCGAUGGAUGAGAAAGUGGUGGCUGUGAUCAUGGUCGGUGGUCCAACCAAAGGUACUCGAUUCCGACCAUUGUCCCUGAAUAUUCCAAAGCCUCUGUUUCCUAUUGCGGGACAACCAAUGGUGCAUCAUCCAAUUUCAGCGUGUAAAAGGAUUCCAAACUUAGCUCAAAUCUAUCUUGUUGGUUUCUAUGAGGAAAGGGAGUUUGCCCUUUAUGUCUCUGCCAUUUCCAAUGAACUCAAAGUUCCUGUCAGAUAUCUGAGAGAAGACAAGCCACAUGGUUCAGCUGGUGGUCUGUAUCACUUUAGAAAUCUAAUCAUGGAAGAUGACCCGUCUCAUAUCUUCCUGCUUAACUGUGAUGUUUGCUGCAGUUUCCCCUUGCCUGAAAUGCUCGAGGCUCAUCGGAAAUAUGGUGGAAUUGGAACACUUCUUGUGAUCAAGGUCUCUCCUGAAUCAGCCAGCCAGUUUGGAGAACUGGUUGCAGAUCCAGUUACUAAUGAGCUGCUUCAUUACACCGAGAAACCUGAAACUUUUGUCAGUGACCGUAUUAACUGCGGUGUUUAUGUAUUUACACCUGACAUUUUUACUGCCAUAAGAGAUGUUUCUUCUCAAACGAAAGAUACAGCAACUUUGAGACGUGUUUCCAGCGUUGAAGCUCUUCAACCGGCAACAAGGAACUCCACGGAUUUUGUAAGACUGGAUCAAGACAUCCUUUCACCUCUAGCUGGGAAGAAACAGCUAUAUACUUACGAGACUAUAGAUUUCUGGGAGCAAAUUAAAUCUCCUGGAAUGUCGCUGAGGUGCUCGGAACUCUAUCUUUCUCAGUUCCGGUUGACCUCACCCCAAGUGCUGGCUAGUGGAGAUGGAACAAAGAGUGCCAUAGUGACUGGUGAUGUUUUCAUACAUCCUUCUGCAAAAGUACACCCAACUGCAAAGAUUGGUCCCAACGUCUCAAUCUCUGCCAAUGCUCGUGUUGGACCCGGUGUCAGGCUUAUCAGCUGUAUCAUCCUUGAUGACGUUGAGAUCAUGGAAAAUGCAGUGGUGACUAACGCAAUUGUUGGGUGGAAAUCUUCUAUCGGGAGAUGGUCCCGUGUCCAGGCAUGGAGUCUACAACUCCAAACUCGGAGUUACAAUUCUCGGAGACUCGGUUGCAGUUGAAGACGAGGUUGUGGUGACCAGCAGUAUCGUUCUUCCAAACAAGACACUCAACGUCAGUGUUCAAGACGAGAUCAUCUUGUAACUGAAGAAACGAACCAACCCUGUGGAAGCAAGUUAUUUGGGAAGUAACUCAAAUGAAUCAUUUACUUUACAUAAAAAUUGCCAACUUUGUAUCAGAUUCCAUCAUCUAUACUCAGACACACAGCUACUGUAAAACGCACUGAAUUUUUUGGCCCAUGAUAAUAAAGCAAUUGUGUAAUUUAGCA
This is a messenger RNA of Brassica rapa (field mustard), 1722 nucleotides long. RefSeq names its product mannose-1-phosphate guanyltransferase alpha. The record is from RefSeq and is a predicted model, not a curated record. Gene Ontology annotation, biological process: biosynthetic process. NCBI's taxonomy places the organism in Eukaryota, Viridiplantae, Streptophyta, Magnoliopsida, Brassicales, Brassicaceae.